CUCUCUGGUGUCUGGUCUAAGCAUUCCCCCAAACAUUAUUAUAUUUCCCCCUCGCAAAUUUCCAUCACUAUCAUCGAUUCUGCUGCUGAUUUGAUUAUUGCUAAUUUCCUUUUUUUUGAAUUCGUUAAGCCCACAAAAACCCAACAAAUCUGCAACCAUAAAUCGGGCCCCACGCCAGCCCCCCUCCUUUUCCAAUUUGUUUCUGUUCCCCACUUCAUGUUCUGUAACUCCAUGUUACAGCUUUGCCAUGGAGAAGCAGGGGGCCCUUCGAGGGUUUGUACUGAUCGUUGAUAGAGAUCGAUGCUAAUUUAGCUCGAUUCAGGCUUCGGACAUCGAAAGUCGCUUGCUUGCGGCUCAUCGAGAUCUGGGUAUGCUCUGAGCAUCUCAUGGACGCAGGUUAUUCUAGCAUAUGUUCACUAAUUGGCUGAGUCACUGUCGUAGUAUCUUGUGAAUAUUUCGAGAAUUGCAUAUAGAAAAUGUCAAGAACGUAUGAGGCUUGCAGACACCAUCCUCAAGGAUAAAUCUGCCCUUCACAAAGUUCUGAAGGGCAAAUGGACACAUCUGUAAGCUGUCUUAUUAACAGCAUUUCUCGGUUUAUUCAUCUGGUUAUGUGUCAGACAAGAAAGUCCCAGCAUCUUCAACAGAUUUAUGGAAAAACAACUGAGGUAUUAAAGUUGCUAAAACCCCUGCUUGAUGAUGUGGUUGAACACACAACACCAAUCUUGGAUGAAAUCCUAUAUAAAGAGUUUGAAGAGCUGGACAUGGCUGUUAAUAUGUCAAGGGAAUUUUUGGAAAAUUGGUCACCGAGGAUGAGCAAGAUUUGCAGUGUCCUGCAGAGCAAAACAUCUUUGAUGAAAAUUCAAACCUCUUCACUUGAGAUAUGCCAAAUAUUAUGUAGAUUAUCACAAUCAGGCCAGGCUGGAUCUAGCUUUAGUCGCAUUCAGUACUCUUUGCAGGAACUUCAACGUCUGAAGCAGGAAGGAGUAGCAGAAUUCAUAGAAGAGGUGCUUAUAAAUCAAAGAGAUGGUAUCCUUCCUUGUGCUGAUACCGUUUCCAAAAUUAUUGAGUUGCUCAAUCUGAGAUCGAAACAGGAAUUGUUCAAAGAAAGCCUCGCAGUUGAAAAGGAGAGAAUGAGGGCUGAUGUCAAUGAAGUGAGAGGAGAAUUUGAUGAAAUUAACCAAGUAAUUCGACUUAUGUCAUAUAUACGAGACUUUAUGAUUGAAACAGACUUCUUGGAAGCAGAUGAUGGCAUGCUGAUCCCACCUUAUUUCCGUUGUCCUUUAUCCUUAGAGCUAAUGAUGGAUCCUGUGAUUGUGGCUUCUGGUCAAACUUAUGAAAGGGCUUCUAUACAGAAGUGGCUUGACCAUGGCUUGACCGUGUGCCCAAAAACUCGUCAGCUGCUUACGCAUACUAACCUUAUUCCUAAUUACACUGUCAAAGCUAUGGUUGAAGGUUGGUGCAAACAUAAUAACAUCAGGCUGUUCAAUAGCCUUGAGAGUCAUGGUACCGUUCCAGUUCUCGACUUGUCUGACCAUGGCUCCCCUCAAAAUUUAGUCCGCACAGAUAGUUUCAGUCGCUUUCUUCAGAGUAGCAGUUCCACUUCAAGGUCUUCUAGUGACAUUGGUAACAGAUUUGAGAAGCAGAAGAGUGAUAUUUCUUGUAGAUCAAGCGGUGAAGAAUCCAAUGGAGGGUUAUGCAGAGAGAUUGAAAGGGUUGAUAUACAAUCGGCUGAAAAAGUACAUACUCACAGUAGGAGCGAGUCGACUUCUAGUGCCAUAUCUAGUGUCGAUUAUAUUCCUCAAACUUCAAUCGAAGUUUCAACGAGAUUGGAGCUUAAAAAUUUGAGUCUUUCAUCAGAGAAAAUUUCCUCACGACAUGGUGUAAAUAAGGAUUCAGUUUUGUCACCACAUGUUUUGAGAAACCAGUCGUCUGGCUCCAAUACAAGAAUGGUGGUGGGAGGGACUGGUAACUGCAACCAAACUGGAACAGAGUCAUCUGGCCUUAAUACAAGAAUGGUGGUGGGAGGGACUGGUAACUGCAACCAAACUGGAACAGAGUCUUCUCAGUGUCCUAAUUCUGCCUAUGAUCAUUUAACUACAUAUUCUCAUGUCAAGAUAUUGAUAGAGAAUUUAAAGAACCAGUCAAAUGAGGUACACACUAAAGCUGCUGCAGAAUUGCGAUUUUUAGCAAAGCAUAAUAUGGAAAAUCGCCUCAUCAUAGGACAGUCUGGAGCUAUCACACCAUUACUUUCAUUACUCUACUCACGGGUGAGAUACACACAAGAACAUGCUGUAACGGCGAUUCUGAAUCUCUCAAUAAAUGAGGAGAAUAAGGCCAUGAUUGCAGAAGCUGGAGCAAUCGAACCACUUAUCCAUGUUCUGAAAUCUGGAAAUGAAGGAGCCCGAGAGAAUGCUGCAGCGACACUGUUCAGUAUCUCUCUUCUAGAAGAAUACAAGGCGAAAAUUGGCCGCUCUGGUGCAGUUAAAGCACUGGUGGAUCUUCUUGGUUCAGGGACUCCUAGAGGGAAGAAAGAUGCAGCUACUGCACUGUUCAAUUUGUCUAUCUUUCACGAAAAUAAGGCUCGAAUAGUUCAAGCAGGUGCAGUGAAGUAUCUCAUUGAAUUGAUGGACCCAGAUACUGGAAUGGUGGACAAGGCUGUGGCUCUUCUAGCGAACCUGUCAACGACUGGAGAAGGACGCUUGGCGAUUGUGAGGGAAGGGGGAAUUCCUUUGCUAGUUGAGGUCAUCGAGUCUGGAUCUCAUAGGGGAAAGGAAAAUGCAGCCUCAGUACUGCUGCAACUAUGCCUCAAUAGUCCCAAGUUUUGCACCCUAGUUCUCCAAGAAGGAGCUGUCCCCCCAUUGGUUGCUUUGUCUCAAUCUGGCACUGCAAGAGCAAAGGAAAAGGCACAGCAGCUACUUGGUCACUUCCGGAACCAGCGAGAAGGGGCCAUGGUCAAGGGGAAGUCUUGAGAUGAGGAAAUGUUCGGCUUUUGUUAUUAUUUCCAUGUUGUUCGCUCUCUUUCAAGAAAUCAUUCAGGAGGUUUUAGUAUUUGUUUUCUGCCGAUCUGUAUAUAAGUUAAUGUGCUUGUAGAUCUUUUUCAUUGUGGGCCAUGUAAUUCUCUUUUGAAGCGACUCUUGGGUUGCUGUCUGUAGUGUGUUUGAUGUUUCACUAUGAAAAAUGGGUCGGGGUUUAAAGUUUGAGAUUGAGUCAUUGCAGUUCCUUUACAUGAAAAAGUUUGGCCAACAGUCUUGUAUAUUCUUUUGUACAUAUGUACACAACGCAUUUUGUUAUUCAAUGAGAUUGAGAACAUUUUCAAUUCC
Messenger RNA from Eucalyptus grandis, 3320 nucleotides. RefSeq names its product U-box domain-containing protein 3. The coding region runs from base 552 to 2969 and encodes 805 amino acids. Gene Ontology annotation, cellular component: cytoplasm; nucleus. NCBI's taxonomy places the organism in Eukaryota, Viridiplantae, Streptophyta, Magnoliopsida, Myrtales, Myrtaceae. Gene Ontology annotation, biological process: protein ubiquitination. Gene Ontology annotation, molecular function: protein binding; ubiquitin-protein transferase activity. The record is from RefSeq and is a predicted model, not a curated record. The transcript is spliced from 6 exons.